This is a messenger RNA of Phytomonas sp. EM1, 3263 nucleotides long. The record is from the annotation of a GenBank genome assembly. Lineage: Eukaryota; Euglenozoa; Kinetoplastea; Trypanosomatida; Trypanosomatidae.
GGCCUGUUUGUUGAAUAGAGGGUCUAUAUUAGGUAAGCAUGCUCACCUGGUGUAUGGCUCCCUUAAGUAUUCACACGGAAAAAUCUUUAACGCCUCAUACAAGAAGCCUUUAUGAUCUUACAUUUCAACAUUAAUGAAUAUUUAAUUUUAGGGUAUAUCACUGGAGGUUCUUAAUGGAUACCCCAUAGCAUCUACAUAUUCAAGGUUCACGCGAAUUAUAGUGGUGUGCUAACUUUCAGAAGGGAGAUCAAAUUAUCCUAUUUUUAUCUGAAAGAGCGUUCCUCUCUGAGUAUCUUUAAUUGACGCGAACAUGGAAUGCUCAAACGUGUAUUUUCUUACAAUUAUCUGUUGGAUUCAUUUAGAGCAUCAAAAAAGAGUAGUGUUAGGCUAAAUCCGUGGGAGUGAGGUGAAUAGCGUGCUCUGAGGAAGGUGAAUGUUAAGCAAAUUUCAGCGUUCGCGUAAGGAAAGGGGUGAGAUCGAAAUAAGCUUAGCUUUCAAAGGCCUUGAAAUCCUUCCUCCCCCCCUUAAUCUUCACUCUUCUCUUCAGACAUUUUUCCCCUGAUGGCAUGGGAGUUCGAGGUCUGUUUUUCAUUUAUUCCCUUCCCACUAGGACAUGCAGCGCUUGCUUUGUUCUCUGAAUGGAAGUGUAUAUUUUUGUCAAGCCUAUUUUGUAGAAACCGACAAAUAGUAUGCUAUGUAAUCCGAUGAAGACUCUUGAUUCGGUAAGCUUGAGCCUUCUUCCGCCUUUUGUGUUUUUUACGCAUCUAGAUGAGUCAUGGUGUUACAUUGACUUGUCGAUGCUCUAAUUUAGCUUGUUGUGUUCCCUGCUGUUGCAUAGGAUCCCAUGAUGGGAUGCUCAAAGUCGUGCUUUCGUUAAUCUACCCCUUCGUCUUUUUUUUAACUGCCCAUUCUGCUAAUGCUAAUGUGUAAUCUACUACUAUGUUCAGCGCGUUUACCCCUAAACAAUCUAUAAUACAUCAUUGAAGAAACGGUAGGAAUUUAAUUGCGCUUUAGUAUCAAGGCUUUCGUAUACAGAAAGGAUCAGAAGAUACAAACAUAAGCACUUCUAAGAAAUGAAAUUUGGAAAACGCCUACAGGAUGAAAUCAUCCCCGAGUGGGCAGACCAUUACGUCAGCUAUAAACGUCUAAAACGUCUUAUCCGAAACUCAGAGCUGACUGGGAAUCUGUUUAGAAAAGAGUUGCUUAACGUCAUUUCUGCAGAACUUGGCAAGGCGGAGGAACUGUUUCAGGAGCUCAUCGAUGAGUUGCAGAAGGGAUAUGAAAUUCUGACAGAUAUACAUCCCGAACGCCCAGUAUCGAAAUCGACGCCUUUUCGAAGGUUCUAUCCAAAGCGUCAGCACAAGAGAUAUGAUACUGCUGUAAGUGAGGAAAGUAUAGUCUUGACAAGUCGUAGCUCGAUGUACGAUAUAGAAUCACAACUAGAGGAUCACCGAGAUGAGGGAUUUUUUUCAUUUUUUAAAGUUUUUUUUUUAUCCGCGAUUGGGGAUUUAAAGGUAAAGCCGGUUGAGAAGAACACCCCGAGGGCUCAAUUCCUUGAGUGGUACGCUAACGCACAUCAGUUGCAGCACUUCGCUGAACUCAACCUGGAGGCGAUUCGGAAAGCCUCGAAGAAGGUGAAGAAAUAUCGUUAUAUGGAUUCUGAUUACGCGAGUGCCAUCGAGGCGGAGUUGAGCCGCUCUCGCCUCACCACCCUAAUGCCCCGCCUCCACAAGCUCAUCUCCGACACGUGCCUGGAUUACGAGAAGAAGUUCCACGAACCGCUCGCGCCCUACGCCCCUCUCAACCUUUCGGGUGAGUGGGGCGCGAGGUGGGGUGCGGUCUUUGUGGCCCUCCUCCUAUUCAGCCUUAUCCUCCACGCGCCGUUCCUGCGGCACGACCUCUCCGCACACAACUGCGUCGCAUUGGCUGUCCUGAUCGGAGUCCUCUGGUGGACCGAGGCGGUCCCCACCUUUUGCACCGUCCUGUUGAUCCCUCUCGUGGCCAUUCCCUUAGGGGUGGUGCUGGAUCCUGGGACAGGGGCCCCGGUGGAGCCCCGGCUGGCCUCGGCCCGUCUUCUCACAGCCCUCUUUGAUCGCGCCCAGGUCCUACUGCUCGGGGCCCUUGUCCUUGGGACGGCCGUCACGAAGGCAAACCUCCCUCGUCACGGGACAGGGGCCCUCCAUCGUGUCACGGCCCACCGUCCAGGGGUGUACCUCCUUGGCUUGAUGGCCGCCGCGGCCGCGGUCUGCGGGGUCGUCUCUAACGCCGCGGCGCCGUUCCUCGUGCUGGAAGGGGUGCGGUGUGCGCUGUGGGAGUUCGCGGAGGGCGGGGCCGCGCCCCAUGCGGUGCUGCUCGGCCUCGCCUUUGCCUGUAAUUUAGGCGGGAUGCUCUCGCCAGUGGGGUCGCCGGCGAGCGCGAUUGCGGCGGCGGGGAUGCCCUUCGGCGGGGUCUCCUUUGCGGCGUGGGGGUGGGUCGCGUUGCCCCUCGUCGCCCUCGGGGUGGUUGUGGCGUGGGGGCUCCUCAUGGUCGUCUGGCGGCCCUUCCGCGAGGUCCCGUUCAUCCCGCUGCAGGUUGUUAACACAGAAGCGGAAAAGGAGGUGUCAGUCGCGACGCGCACCGUUGUGGCGGUGGUGUCGGGGAUUACCAUUAUCCUGUGGCUGCUGCCCGAGAAUCUCGUCUUCGCAGAUACGGGGCUCGUCGCACUCAUUCCUGUCGUCAUCUUUUUCGGGACGGGGAUCUUGUCCAAAAAGGACUUUCACAACCUUCCGUGGCAUCUAAUGUUCUUAAUGGCUGGGGGCAACAUGCUCAGGAUGUGUGCGCACGAUUCAAAGCUGCUUGAUAUCGUUGCUGUGGGGCUGAAUAACUCCCUUUCUGCCGCAACGCCGUAUGGAAAGCUUGUUGUCCUCGCACUCAUGAUGGGCGUCACUUCCACCUUCAUUUCUCACACAGUGGCUGCCAUAGUAUUGUUGCCGAUUAUCAGUAGGAUUGGGCUUCUUCUAGAGCCUAACAAGGGCCCUUUCUCGGUGACGUCGAAUUCGAUGGUUUUGUUGUGUACCCUCAUGUGUUCGGGUGCGAUGGCCUUCCCCAUCAGUUCCUUUCCAAAUAUGAGCUCUCUGCUGGCGGAGGAUCCGAAGGGGAACCCGUAUUUGCGGGCGAAGAACUUCUUGUCCUGUGGCUUGUUGAUUCAAUUGAUUAUUUUUGUGAGUGUUGUUACGUGGAUGGUGCCCUUGACGAACAUUACGCUUGAAUGGCAGUGGUCCUAG